Austrofundulus limnaeus is the source of this 1654-nucleotide messenger RNA. RefSeq names its product zDHHC palmitoyltransferase 4 (gene zdhhc4). Lineage: Eukaryota; Metazoa; Chordata; Actinopteri; Cyprinodontiformes; Rivulidae. Gene Ontology annotation, biological process: protein targeting to membrane; peptidyl-L-cysteine S-palmitoylation. Gene Ontology annotation, molecular function: protein-cysteine S-palmitoyltransferase activity. The record is from RefSeq and is a predicted model, not a curated record. Bases 466 to 1503 code for a protein of 345 amino acids. Gene Ontology annotation, cellular component: Golgi apparatus; endoplasmic reticulum. The transcript has 6 exons.
UCCUCCUUUUUAUCACUUUCUUCAGCAGCAGGUUGCUUGUUAGCAUCUAUGCUACGGAAGUAGCAUUAUAAUGCAGUAGCUUUAGGAUACCAUCAUGGACGCAAACUGAGUAAAACUGGCAGUCUGAACGCAAACCAAGACAAGCAUGUUGACGUGAAAUAAGAACAAAAAAGGCWUCUGGGUGUGACAGACUCUUGGUAAGAAUGAAACGAGCAGAAAGGAAAGGAAAAGGAGGACUUAGCAGUUGCAGUGCAGGUAGAAGGCUAGCAUGCUAACGUGAGAUGCUCAUCGUGGUCAUGUUUUAGACCACAGGACCUCCAAUUUUAUUUAUUUUUCAAGCUAAAAAGCUGAGGAAUGUUUAAACAAACGUUUUUAUACUUCUGGGUUUUUUUGUACGUACCCGCUGACUUUUCCACUCGUGAACACCUGUUGUUUUCCUGCCUGUAGGAAGGUGGUUUGCACGUUAUGGAUUUCCUCACUAUUUUUGCGAUCUACGUCGCGGUGGUGCUAACAUGUAUGUUCCUAGUUUGUAAAUAUUCGGGCCAGCCUCAAAGCCCCUUCAACACACUACUCAACUAUGUUUCAAAGAUGGUCGCACGUUUGACGCCGCAGUGGCUCCAGAAGCUUUCACACUGGACUCUGCACCGAUUGUUUCAUCAAAGGAACAACCUUUUCAUCUAUGUGCACAUCCUGCUGGAGGGCGCCGUCUACGCAGAGUUCACCUUCGAGGUGUUUGGCUUCUGCAGGGAGCUGGACACUUCUUUAACCAGCCUGUCAGUGCCUUACGUCCUGCUGGUCAUCAAGACCUUUAUAUUCUACCUCUGCAUCAGAACAGACCCAGGCACGGUGACAAAGAAGAGAGUUCCCAGCCAGCUACACAUCUACCCGUACGACAGGAGGCUGUUUCAUCCUGGAGUUUUGUGUCCAACCUGCCAGCUUGUCAAACCAGCCCGUUCCAAACACUGCAGGGUCUGCAACAGGUGUGUCCAGCGCUUUGACCAUCACUGUAUUUGGGUGAACAACUGCAUUGGCGCUCAGAACACGCGCUACUUCCUGCUUUACCUCUUCAGCCUGUGUGCCAUGGCGGGGGACAUAGCCUUGCUGACAGGAGACAUGCUGCUUCAUGCUGUGCUGCGCUCAGGGCUCCUACGAGCUAGUUACAUUGAUGAGUAUGGGCAGCAGCAGGCAGCUGGACCUCUUUUUGUUGUACAGCAUCUGUUCCUGACUUUUCCCCGUAUUGUCUUCAUGCUGGGCUUUUUGAUCUUCCUCUUCUUCCUCCUCGCGGGUUACGCCCUGUUUCAUGCCUACCUGGCUCUCGUCAACCAAACCUCCAACGAGUGGUACAAAAGCCGAGGUUACGUCUGUCAGCACUGCCACCCCACAGCAGCGGCCGAUCCCCCUGUCCCGGAUCACUCUAAGAGGAACUACUACAGCCGAGGGCCGCUCCGAAACCUGAGAGAGAUUUUCUUUCCUCUGAAGUGUGUUCAGAAGAAGGGCAACUGAACAAAGAUGCCGUUUUACCUGUUGCCACUGGGAAAAUAAAAUGUUUGUGUUUAUUUUAUUGGCUUGGAUUAGUUUCCGUGCCUCAUAAGUUUUUUUUACCUUCUAGCUGCCCUUGUUUGAAACCAAAUAAAUAGUACUUUGUGGUAUUUUA